Pezoporus flaviventris is the source of this 1907-nucleotide messenger RNA. It is a transcript of the gene CUNH1orf35, whose product is annotated as chromosome unknown C1orf35 homolog. Lineage: Eukaryota; Metazoa; Chordata; Aves; Psittaciformes; Psittacidae. The transcript has 9 exons. Bases 162 to 1088 code for a protein of 308 amino acids. The record is from RefSeq and is a predicted model, not a curated record.
UCCACCCGCCCCCCCGCCUUCCUUGAUGCAGUGGUACGGUCCGCCACGCAAGGCCACUCUCCCCACCGCGAGCGGUGGUAGCGGCCGGGGCGAGCGGGCUCCGCAGGCGGGAGCGAACGCGAGGUCACCAUCGCCCCACCACCACUGAGGGGUCCAGCACCAUGUUUGGCUCGUCCCGAGGAGGAGUGCGAGGGGGCCAGGACCAGUUCAGCUGGGAGGAUGUCAAGACAGACAAACAGCGUGAAAACUACCUGGGAAACUCCUUGAUGGCGCCGGUGGGCCGGUGGCAGAAGGGGAAGGACCUGACAUGGUACGCCAAGGGCAAGAAGGACACAGCCCCUGCGCUGUCCCGUGAGGAAGAGCUGGCUGCUGUCCGCCUGGCUGAGCAGGAGGCCAUGCUGGCAGCCCUGGGCUACAAGAACCUCAAGAGGCAGCCCACCGGGCUCAGCAGGGAGGACCUGGCCGAGGUGUGCAAGCGGGAUGGCACCGAGCGGGAUGAGAAGAAUGUGGACCGGGUGGUGGGCUUGGGCAGCUCGAGCGGCAGUGCUGGCCGGAUAAUGCUGUCCAAGGAGGACAAGGAGGCUGCCAAGAUGGGGCUUUCUAUCUUCACGCACCAGAAAGUCUCCAGCAGCCCCGAGAUGCCUCUCUCCAAGAAAAAGCAGGAGAAGGAGGAGAAGGUGGAGGAGAAACGACCAGAAGGGAGUAAGAAAUCCAAAAAGGAGAAAAAAAAAAAGAAAAAGAAAAAACAUAAGAAGGAAAAGAAGAAGGAUAAGCAUCACAAGAGGGAUGCUGUCUCAUCGUCUUCCGAGUCGUCUUCAGACGAGGAUGACAGGCACCAUCGAAGGAAGACCCAGCAGCACCCUGAGCCAUCACGGCACAGCAGCCGGCAUCGACAGGACACGGAUUCCUCCAGCAGCAACAGCGAUUCCGGUAGGAGCCCCUCGCGCCACCCUGCCCGUCAGCAGAGCCAGAGCAGGGAUGGCCAUGGCUGGCACCCAUCCCCACGGCGCAAAGGGAGGAAGAGGAGCAGGAGCCGGUCCCCUCCGUCCCGUGGGGCCAGGCAACGCCAUGACACCGAUUCGGACUGAGAGGAAGCUUGGGGGUUGUUUCCCAGGGAGAGCUCACAGAGACUAUCUAUUUUAUAAGGUUAUUAAAUUAAAGAAGCCACAGCUCUGCUGUUGCCGGGGCUGAGCCCAGCGAAGCUCGGUGUGUGGUGCAAUGGCAGCUGCCCCUUCCCUGCCCACAGCCCCUGCCUUCAACAUGGGACAGCCCCACCAGUGGUGGGGGGCAGCAGGGGGCUGGGUGCCUCCCUCCUCACUGCCUGGAUCUAUCUGUCCAGCCAUGAUUUAGCUGUGGGGUGGGUGCUGGCACUGGAGUGGUUCUGGCUGCAGUGCUAGAAAUGCUGCAAAUACUUUGUGUUUAUGUAAAGAGACUUAUUACUAUGCGGAUAUUGUGUUUUUAACAUCUUCUUUCAAAGCCCUCAAGUAGCUGCCAGUGAAGUGGCUGAAGGAGGAUUUUUUUCCUUAAGUUUACAGCUGUGAAAUAAAACCCAGGACUCAUGCACUGCUGGGAGGGUUUUGCAUCUUGGGUCCAAUGGGUUUAUGAGAGCCAGGCUGUCGGGCUCUCCACAGGACCACCUCUGCACUCCAUGGGCUGAUGAGUGCUCCCCACAUGGUGAUGGAUGCUCUUCAUGUCAUAAGGGUGCUCCCCAUGGGGCUACACAUGCUCUCCAUAGAGCAGUGAUGCCCUCCAUGCGCUAUGGGUGUUUUCCAAGGGUCAUGGGUGUUCUCCAUGGGUUGAGGUAGGCUCCCCAUGGGCCAUCACACACUCCAUAGGGCACAUGUACACGUGCAAGCAGGGGAGAACUUGCGAUGUCAGUGAUGUCAGGAGGACAAUGUGGCACCUCU